GUAGCCUACAGCAUGAUACUCUUACAUAAAGUUGAAGGCUACUUACUGAUGGGUUGAAAGAGGUAAAGGGCUGGGGAUGAUUAUAUUAGCAGCUGUUCCAGUUGCAGCCAUCCUCAUACUUGGCCUUUUUCAGGUUCAAAUGCCUAGUCUAGUGAGCAUGGCAAUCGUUACGAGAGGUUAGCUCAACCAUUGAUCGCACUAUUGUUACUGUGGGUUUAGUUGGGAUGUUGUUGGCGGCAGCACCCGGCCACUUCGCCCUUCCUAUCUCAUCCUGGAAGAGCUGGGGGACCCAGAGAGAAAGGCUGGAAAGGUGGAAAGGAAGGUGUUGUGAGAGUGAGAAAGCGCUUCAAUACCACUGACUUGGAGGAAGCUGUGACCCGACCCCCAUCCAUCAUUCAUCUCCCUCCUGCUCUCCCCCCUCCCCCCCUAUCAUACCUCUCCAAGUUCAUCGCUCGAAAAAUACCUAUAACCAUCCCAUCCCCCCACUCCCCCCCCUUCCCCAAACCUCUCUUACCCCUUCUUUUCUCUUUGCUUCGUGGUACCGUAUUUCUAUUUUCUCCUUCCACUCCUUCUUUUGUUUUUUUUAGAGCUUAAACCCCUUUCCUCGAUUUUUUUCUUUCUAUUUUUGUUUCUAUUUUUUCAUUUCUACCUUUUUUUUUUUUACCCAUCAUCAUCAUACCUUACAAUUUUUGGGCUUGCCUGCCCGUGGUGCGCCAUUGAAUUGCCUCGUGGCAGAGUUGCAAUACCUACUAUCUCCUCAAAUUCUCGUUACAACUCGGUGUUCAUCCUGGCCCACUUCUCUUGGAACCUCCUCCCUGCUAUCUGCCUCACCCACGACUCGCAGACUCGACGAUCUGCUAAUACUCGGCUACCUGGGUGCUUGAGUAGCCUGUUCUCUCGGCUACAAUGAUCUCGGACGAGCUAUUCGAGGAGUGUCGUCUUAUUCUACAAGACACAAACUUGCUCGAAGAGGACCAAACGGAAAAAGUAUCUGCUCUCAUUGCAUCAAAGACAGAUCUCACGGGUACCCCCUUGGAUAAUGAAACGCUAGAUGUGCUCUGGCGUUAUCGCGAAAAGACUUCUUCAACCUCUUCCCCGCCAAUUCGUCAUGCCCAUACUAUAGUUAGACGAGCGUCCCCGGCGCCAUGGCAAUUUCCACGAGUGGGCACUCCAACACCCUCAUUGGGUAGUACGCCCCCAAUGGCGCCCCCGGGGUUUUCGCCAUCCUUUAUCGGAAAAGGCUCCCCCUUUCCUUCCCCGAGGCCGAGCCCAAGGCUGGCAUACUCCUCCCCGUUGAUUCCUCAUUCACCGAACUUGAACAAUUAUGAACCUUCAUCCUCAAGUGACCCCGGAUUUCCACCGGAAGUCUACGGCGAUUUCGGGAGCGAGACAGUUGCUUGGUUGGUGGGCGAUGACAAUUCGAUGGGCUUUGGCAAUCGGAGCGCUCUCCAGGAGAAUAUGUCCCCUCAUGACAUGCUUCGGUCGGUGCUUGGUGAAGGACGCUCUGAUGAGGAGAUAGAACAGGCUCUGGAGAUGUGCGGUUAUGAUCUUAGCACAACAUUGACAAUUUCUACAGUCAUUGGAAAAUCUACGAUGCCGGUCCCGGUUCCAGCAGUCCGGCCUGUCACCCCUCGCAAUGGUGUUGUCUGCCGCUUCUUCUUGUCUACUGGGCAGUGUCUUCGUGCGGACUGCCGCUUUUCUCACGAUCUUGGGACCACGAUUUGCAAGUAUUGGCUCAUGGGCUCUUGCCUCGCGGGAGAAACUUGCAUAUUCUCCCACGAUCCGACAAUGUCUGUAUCGAAGAUGACGAUCGACAACAACAGUCGAAACUCGACUCCUCCCCCUCAGCUUCAGUUUCAUGAUUCAACCGCUUUCCCCGCGUUGACCUCUGACCAAUGGGGAGCAACGGGGCCUUCACGCGAGAGGGAGAGGAGCUCUACUCCGGUGCCUGCGGUCGAUGAUACUGAUGCCUUUCCCUCCCUGAGCAGCAGCGCUAAAGCGCCUGGGAACGGCAAGAAACGCCGUAACAACAACAGGAGUGAUAGCAGCAACAAUAUUCCUACAGGACCUUCAUCUUUGGCCGAUGUUGUCCGUGCUACACCUUCUCCAUCCCCCCAUUCUAACCGUACCUCUACCUCAUCUGGCGCAUCUUCAAAUCGUUGGUCUGGGGUUGGUGGCUCUCCGUCUUCCAAGCGGUCCUCUCGCGUCUCCGCUGCUCAUAUUCCUGCACCGCAGCAGAUACCGUGGAUGGAAACUGGUAGCGCGCUCAAUAGGGUUUAUCUGAAACACCGUAAGGAUGCGCUUACCCACGGAAUGCUCAGAGCCAAAUAUCUCCAGCAAGCCAAUUCGGCUUGGCAACGGAACGACGCAAAGUCGGCCAAAGAACAUAGUCGCAAGGCUAACAAUGAGAAUAUUGCAAUGAUGAAAGCUCACAAGGAGGCCUCGAAAGCAAUCUAUGAGGAACGUAACAAAGGUGCAUCAAGUGGUAGAGAACUCUUUGUUGAUUUGCAUGGUCUUCUCCCGGAAGAGGCAUGCAAAUAUCUCGAAGACAUCCUUGUCGAGCACCAGACAAGCACCCGCCCACUUUACGCAAUCGUAGGCACCGGCCAUCACUCUAAGAACAACAAGGAUAAGCUAGGCAAGGCUGUCAGGGCAUUUUUGGAUGAGUGGAAGUACGCAUAUAGAGACUUCUCCGUCAGCGGCGAUAGAAAUGCUCAGGGUGGUAUAUUGGGGAUUGAUCCCAGCAGUUUCGACAAGUCUCUUUUGACUGGUGAUUCUGGAGCGGCUAGCGGUAGUGGCUCCACGCUGACAAAAAAGGACCCUCCCAAGGGCCCUGGGGGCAAAAAGAAAUGA
This is a messenger RNA of Tuber melanosporum (Perigord truffle), 2853 nucleotides long. RefSeq lists its product as uncharacterized. The record is from RefSeq and is a predicted model, not a curated record. Bases 907 to 2853 code for a protein of 648 amino acids. Gene Ontology annotation, molecular function: RNA binding; metal ion binding. Gene Ontology annotation, cellular component: nucleus. Gene Ontology annotation, biological process: negative regulation of DNA-templated transcription. Lineage: Eukaryota; Fungi; Ascomycota; Pezizomycetes; Pezizales; Tuberaceae. The transcript is spliced from 5 exons.